Trachemys scripta elegans is the source of this 3259-nucleotide messenger RNA. RefSeq names its product steroid 17-alpha-hydroxylase/17,20 lyase. Bases 101 to 1621 code for a protein of 506 amino acids. The transcript has 8 exons. Gene Ontology annotation, biological process: hormone biosynthetic process; progesterone metabolic process. Gene Ontology annotation, molecular function: iron ion binding; heme binding; steroid 17-alpha-monooxygenase activity. NCBI's taxonomy places the organism in Eukaryota, Metazoa, Chordata, Testudines, Emydidae. The record is from RefSeq and is a predicted model, not a curated record.
GGCAACAGGCAACCCCAACCAAGGCAAUGUCAGUGAAAGCCUUUAAAAGGGACUGCGCCUCGCUCGCUCCGGGGAGAGCUGACAGCCACAUCGAAGGACGAUGGUCCCACUCCUGGGCGCGCUGCUCCUGGUGCUGGCACUCCUCUCCUUCUGGAGACUGGCAAAGGGGAAAACAGAGCCCAGGCCCAAGUACCCUAGGAGCUUGCCCUCUCUGCCUAUCAUCGGGAGCCUGCUACAUCUGUCCGGUAACCCACAGCUCCACCUCCUCUUCCACAGCCUGCAGAAGAAAUACGGCAGCCUCUACUCCCUGAAGAUGGGCUCCCACUACAUGGUGGUGGUGAACCACUACCUGCAUGCCAAGGAGGUGCUGCUGAAGAAGGGAAAGAUCUUUGCCGGCCGGCCCCACACCGUGACCACGGACAUGCUGACCAGGGACGGCAAAGACAUCGCCUUCGCCAGCUACACCCCGCUCUGGAAAUUCCAGCGCAAGCAGGUGCAUGCGGCAUUCUCCCUGUUCGGAAAAGGGACGCUGGGCCUAGAGAACAUCAUCUGCCGGGAAGCUGCCUCCAUGUGUGAGACUCUCAGCACUUUGCAGGACACCCUCCUGGACAUGGCCCCGGAGCUCAACCGAGCCAUCACCAAUGUGGUGUGCUCUCUGUGCUUCAGCUCCUGCUACAGCCGAGGGGACCCCACGUUCGAGGCCAUGCUGCAGUAUAGUCAAGGUAUCGUGGACACGGUGGCCCGAGAGAGCCUGGUGGACAUCUUCCCCUUUCUGCAGGUUUUUCCCAACAAGGACCUGGCAUUGCUGAAGAGGUGCGUGGAGGUCCGAGACCAGCUGCUGCAGAAGCAGUUCAAGGAACACAAAGAAGCGCUGGGCAGGGACUCGGCCAACGACCUGAUCGAUGUGCUGCUGCGCGCCCAGCUCAACAUGGAGAACAACAACAGUCGGCUGGCCCAACCGCUGGAGCUGACGGACGACCAUCUCCUCAUGACCGUGGGCGACGUCUUCGGGGCGGGCGUCGAGACCACCAGCACCGUGCUCAAGUGGGCUGUGCUCUACCUGCUCCACUACCCGGAGGUGCAGAAGACGAUCCAGGAGGAACUGGAUCAGAAGAUCGGCUUCGAGAGACACCCCCAGCUCAGCGACAGGCAGCAGCUACCCUACCUGGAGGCCACGAUCAGCGAGGUCCUGCGCAUCCGGCCUGUCUCCCCUCUGCUGAUCCCACACGUGGCCCUUACGGACACCAGCAUUGGGGAAUACACCAUCCCAAAGGGAGCCCAGGUCAUCAUCAACCUCUGGUCCCUUCACCACGACGAGAAGGAAUGGGACAAGCCCGCGGAGUUUAACCCAGGUCGCUUCCUGGACGAGCGGGGCAAUCGGCUCUCCUCCCCCUCGCCCAGUUACCUGCCCUUUGGAGCCGGGAUCCGGGUGUGCCUGGGCGAAGGCCUGGCUAAGAUGGAGCUCUUCCUCUUCCUGGCUUGGAUCCUGCAGCGGUUCACCCUGGAGGCCCCCCCGGGCCAGCCGCUGCCGACGCUGGAGGGCAAGUUCGGCGUGGUGCUCCAAGUGCAGCCGUUCAAGGUGAAGGCCAGGCUGCGGGCGGCCUGGCGGCAUGGCGUGUAGAGCUGCCCGCACCAUGGACCCGGCCAGCCGCUCCAGGGACGCAGCGUGGGAGCGGCUGCAUGGGACAGGGCUCUGUCCAAUCCCCGGGAGGGGUCUAUCCCCUGGACGGGCGAAAGGAGCGUUGGCUGGGUCAUCCUUUGGGCGGUGACGGGCCCAGUGGGUCAAACGCCCCAGGGGAAACCGCUGCUGGUGCCGGGGUGUCUGGGCCCCUGUAACGCCAGUCAAAGGCUGUGCCCUGGCUGCAGGGGCCAGGAUUUAGUGUGCUGCUCCCCCCCUCGUUGCUCUGCCACGCCCCUGGGGGGGGUUCAGUCCCUCGGGGGGCAGGUAGGGUGCAGAGGGCGUGAGUUGGUGGAGGGGCUUAGGGGACUAGCAGAGGCAGGUUUCCUGUUCCCCAGGAGCAGGUGGGGAAAAACUCCCAUAAAGGGGCCUCGGCCCUCAGGGACCCGGCUCAGCUCCUCGGGGGCUGAAGCUUAUCACCCCAGCGCAGCUCCUGCCCUGUGCAGAGUGGGGAGGGCGCCAGGAGCUCCAGCCCUGCUCAGUUCCCCAGCCCAGCCCCAGUUACUGCAGCUUCAUCCCCUGCCUUGGGGUCUGGCCUGCACCCGUUUCCAGAGAGGCUCUGGCCUUCCCUCAGAGCAGGUGCCAGGUGAACAGGAGCAGGGCAGCCCUGGCCUGUUGGAGAGCAACUGCCACGUCAGGUGGGUGAAACAGAAGAGCGGGCAGAGCUGGCUGGGGCAGACCCGCUUCUCUGACUGGCCAGGAUUUUCAAAGGGGGAUGGGCAUUCAGUUAACGAGUACAUUUGCUCUGUGGUUUAUGGCAAGUGCAGCCGCAGAUCCCCACACACUGGGAUCUGUCCUGCCGUCGAGAGGCAGCCUGGCCCAGUGGUUAGGGUGGCUAGCCUGGCACUUGAGAGACUGGCUUCAAUUCCCUGCUUCCCCCAUGGACUGCGUGAAAUUCAGCAAGUCACUUAGUCUCCCUGUGGGUUCCUUCCCAUCUGUACAAUGGGCAUAACAACAGUGCCCUACCACACAGGGCUCUUGUGAGACUGGGACGGGGCUCAGAUACAGUGGUAAUGGGGAGGCCUUUUCCACACAGGGAGUUAUUCUGGACUAGCAGUUCCUCACGCCCAGCCUUAAUCCAGAAUAAGAUUCAUGUGUAGACAAGCCCUUCGACAGACAGUAGCGUAAUUCACAAGUGUACACUACUGUAAAUCGUUGAUCUGCGUAUUACAUCCUCUCUGCCGGAUGUGCAGAGGAUGGAGGUCUGUUACAGCUCCCAGCUGCCCAGAACCCCCAGAGGAAGUCGCUGGUUCAAUCCCCAGCAUCAGCCGAGAUCUUGCAGCCGUCAUGCUAACAGACACACACUGCUUAAAUUCAAAAGGGCCUAUUAACUUCCUCUUCCCCACACCCGGUUCAAAAAUAGGCUGUAGGUUUGUGCCCCGCGCUGCUACCUGUAGGGAGAAGCUGUAGGAGAACUAGCUUCACGGGGUUCAAGCCAUGUAUUUUAGAAUAUAGAAUCGCAUAGAAGAUUAGGGUUGGACGAGGCCUCAGGAGGUCAUCUAGUCCAAUCCCCUGCUCAAAGCAGGACCAACCCCAACUAAAUCAUCCGAGCCAGGGCUUUGUCAAGCCUCACCUUAAAAA